Molecule: messenger RNA, 953 nt
Organism: Neodiprion virginianus
Lineage: Eukaryota; Metazoa; Arthropoda; Insecta; Hymenoptera; Diprionidae
Product: odorant receptor 4-like
Exons: 5
Coding region: 1-687 (228 amino acids)
Biological process (GO): detection of chemical stimulus involved in sensory perception of smell; sensory perception of smell
Cellular component (GO): plasma membrane
Molecular function (GO): odorant binding; olfactory receptor activity
Source: RefSeq, a predicted model, not a curated record
AUGGAGUUAAAAUUGCCGUACCACACGUAUAUAUUCUAUGACGUGUCAAACAUUAAAUCUUACUCACUGACAUACGCCGCUCAACUUCCGUUCGUAUUUAUCGCGUCUUUCGGAUACGUUGGCCCCAAUACUCUAAUCGUCACUUUGACAGUCCACGUGUGUGGACAACUGUCCGUCCUUGCGGAACGAAUCAGCGACAUAAAUACCGAUGGUCAAGAGUGUGGUCUGGCAAUAAAAACGUUUGUCAAAAAACACGUGCGACUGAUACGAAUAACACAGACUCUGGAGGAGGUGUACAAUGUUAUUUUAUUGGGUCAACUUCUUGGAGGAAUGAUUCUCAUAUGUAUCCUGUUCUACUACGCUUUAGCGCACGCUGAGGGAGAACAAAAUUCAGAUUUCUUCAGUGUUACCUUGUACAUCCUAUGUGUGUUACUUUACAUCUUCGUUUAUUGCUUCGUAGGUGAACGUCUUGUCCAAGAGAGUACUAAAGUACAUGACGCGUUAAGCGCAUGUCGAUGGUACGACAUGUCAUCGGUUCAUGCCAAAAUGCUCAUCAUAUGCAUGGCCAGGUCUCAGAAGCCGCUCGUACUGACGGCUGGAAAAUUCUACAUAUUUUCUAUGGGCAGUUUUGCAAAUGUAAUGAAAACCUCGAUGGCGUACCUGUCGGUGUUGAGAAGUCUCCUUUAAUGCAACUAAUCCGAAAUGGUCUCAAUUUUGAAAUCGUCAUGAGAUACAUGAAUUAAUAUAGGUAAUGAUGUACAGGAACAAGUACAAUUAGAGAUUCAAGAAUUUGUUAGGAAUAUUGAAAGUACGAAAAGCAGCAUACACUGAACGAUUUUUCCAAUGUUGUCCUGAUUAGCACAAGAUACGUGCAUUAAUUCUUGUAGCAUAUUUUCCCCAAAUAUUGAUCACUGAUGAAUUAUUUUCAUGCAAUAUCACGUAUGUUUCCUCAG